Molecule: messenger RNA, 999 nt
Organism: Lactuca saligna
Lineage: Eukaryota; Viridiplantae; Streptophyta; Magnoliopsida; Asterales; Asteraceae
Source: the annotation of a GenBank genome assembly
AUGAUCACUUUUCAGACAUCUUUCAAAACAAAUACUAUGAAAGCAAAUGCAAUUAUCACCAAUCUCGGAUCUACCCUUAGAACCGAGAAAGAUACUCUUGAGCAAGUUCGCAGCAGUAUUCAGUCAGCCAAUUUAGAGUUUCAAACCUCCCUCUCUUCCAAUAUUGACAAACACCAUGAAGACUUGGCUAUGGAAAAUAAAAUCAUGGAUGAGCUCGCAGUCAAAAUAGAAAAGUUAUCCCUCCAAAACGAGAGGGAGAACAAGAACAAGGAAAAGGAAAAUCUUCUGAUGCUGAAAAGCCAACUGGGGGAUAAAGUUAUAGAUGAUGAUGAAAAGGAAGAGGAAGAUAAAAGUGUGAUGCUCAAGCGAAAAGCACGAGAUGCUAUCAUUGAUGAAAAUUUGCGAAUCGCAAAAGAAGCAGAAAAAAAUGAGAAAGAGCUUUGUGAUGCUCAAACAAAUCUUGAAGCCAAAAAUAUGUUAUUUCCUCCAUGGUCUAUAGAGAAAAUUUUAACAGAAGCAAUUGAAACUCCGAGCAUUCACUGGAUAGAUUCAAAAGCCCUUAAGCAUGGCAAGCCGCAAUACCAGAUCUGGAGUUCACAGAAAAUAAUUGUUCCCAAGGUUAUUGGGCCAAUACAAACCGAGAGUUUUGUCAACGUCAAAUUUAAAACUACUCAAGGGUCUGCAAAUUCCAUCUUCGAAUUCUCUAUCGUAGACUUGCCAUGUUUAAAUCCAUACGAAUGGAUCAUGCUGAUGCAUCUCUUGAUGAAAGAAGAAAAUAAGUAUGAGCCGAUUGUUGAUCAUAUCAAGAGGAUGUUGGUUUCGUACAUCCACGAGGUAGCAAAGAUAGAUGUCGAAAUUGCAUCGGUGCUACAAAAGAAACCAACAGUUCUUCCUGAAGCUUCGGAGAAAAUCAUUGAGAAGAUGAAGCUCAGGAGAAUUGAGAAAGAUAAUUGGAGCGUGAUGUUCCAGCGAGGAUCGAAAGAAAUAGGAUACAUUUAG